AUAUGUAGAAUGCCAUACAUAUAAUACGUACAUAUAUCUAAUAGUAUGUAGAUUCAUAUGAUCAGAGCUCUGAUACUCUGAUAUGAUGUGAUGAUUCCCUACAUGUAGGGAAUCUGUUUGCAAUAUGUACGUACUGCUAACUGCUACUGUUAGGGAUAUAAUUGUAGCGGUAGUGAGUCACGAAUCAAUGGAAGACGUUGCAUAGAUUAUGUACUUCAUUGUGUCAUAUUAUAAACCACAUGAUUCUCUUUUUAUACAUGUUACAUAUCACGGAAGAGUUAAGGUUCGGACAACUGCAGAACAAGAAGCAAUAAAAAAGAAAGAGAGAGCUAAGAAACUUGCAGAAUAUAGAGCUGGAAUGGGCUUGAUAUUUCAAAAAAGGAGAGAUCAAAUAUACGAUGAUGAGUUGAUGACAGUUACCGAGCGCUUACUAAUAGAGAAUUCUGACAUUUAUACAUUAUGGAAUAUUCGUAGAGAGGCAUUUACAAAAAAUGAUUGGAAUGAAGAACACUUAAAUGAAUCAUACCAGCAUGAAUUAGUUCUCACUGAAAACUGUUUGAAAAGUAAUCCUAAGUCAUAUUAUGUAUGGUACCAAAGAAUAUGGAUUAUGGAGCAUAUGAGAGAACCUGACUGGAAAAGGGAAUUAAUGUUAUGUUCUAGGUAUUUAAACAUCGAUGAAAGAAACUUUCAUUGCUGGAAUCAUAGACGAUAUGUUGUACAGAAAGCUGAGGUUUCUCUUGAAGACGAAUUUAAAUAUUCUACUUCAAAAAUCAUGAACAAUUUUUCCAAUUAUUCUUCUUGGCAUUACCGAAGCCGGCUUUUAUCAACUAUGUUUGAUAAGUGUAAUCAAGAAACCAUUAAUCAGAAGAAAAAAGAUGAGUUGGACUUAGUGAUGAAUGCUACAUUUACAGAUCCUAAUGAUACUAGUGCUUGGUUUUAUCAAAGAUGGUUAUUAAAUGCUCGAGAUUUUGACUCUGCUCUGUCUCAAGUUUUAUUGCAAGAAGAUAGAAUAAUUCUCUUUACUGACCGAACUGUAUCAUUGGAAUCAGUAUCUUUGCAUAUUAACAAUGAAAUUGAAUCUGUUCAAUGGAAAUCC
This is a messenger RNA of Megalopta genalis, 1096 nucleotides long. The record is from RefSeq and is a predicted model, not a curated record. NCBI's taxonomy places the organism in Eukaryota, Metazoa, Arthropoda, Insecta, Hymenoptera, Halictidae.